AUGAACCGCGAAAUGAAGGCGCUUAGAGCUGGGUCGAUGGCGGCCACCUCCUGUCCGGCCAACAUCUCUGUUGCGGGAGCCACGGUGGACCUCCCCCCCGAUCAGAGGAAGCUGCUCGCUGAUGACAAGCAUCCGUUCACGGCCCGUUGGUUCGACUUCGUCGCUUGCGUGAUUGUCCGGAGGUUUUUGGAGAAAGAGGUGCAGGAGCACGUCAGGGUCGUGACGAGCGAUGUGGUCGCAGACAUUGUCACGGGUCGCGAUGAGGCUGUCAAGGCCUUUGCCGGUGACGCGACGUCGUUGAAGGGCUCCUGCGGCAACCUCGCUUGUCUGUUCGCGUUAGACAAGACCCUUGCUCCGUUGGACGCGGUUGCUGCCAAUGGAUCCGGGCCGCAAUUCUCGAGGCCUACCGCGAAGACUCUGAAUGCACUGCGGCAUGACGCCCACCAAACCGCCGAAGAGCUCGCGUUCAACUUGAGCGUGGAUUUGCCGCGACACAAGCACGGCGGUGAAGCUGAGGGGGCUGAAUUGGGGAAGAUGCAUGAAGUGACAACGGGUGCGCGGGUUGCUGACCAUGGUGUACUCGCUCUCACAGGUGCCGCUGGUGUUUCGAGCCGCGGAGGUGCUCGCGGCGGGACGGCGGUCCACGCUGAUGACGAUGGGGCAGACGAUACCGCGACUAAGGGUGCACCCCGCGAUGACGCUGACCGCACUGUGGCGCGUGAGGGGGAAGAGUCAAGCGAGGAGGAGGCGGAGGCACACGUGGUCGCGGCCGCGGCAGCCAACAGGCCCGCUACAUCCGGCAAGAGCAUCAAGCACCUCGCGCAGCACUUGGCCCCCGGUGCUGGAAGCGCGGCCCCGAGUGGUGAGGUCGCGGGCAAGAGUCCCGUGACAUGUGCGCGUGAUCACGCGUCCCUUUCCGCAUUGCCCUCGCAUAGGCUUGCUGCCGAGAUCCUGCAGCUUGACUGCAGGCUUGCAGCGCAGGCGGAAGAGAUCGCACGGCUGAAGAUACGCCAGGAGUCGGGGGUUGGAGGGGUCGCGGUCGUGGGCUCCGAGGAGCUCGCGGCCGCGCUGUCUAAUGCGGUUCGGUUGCUGGAGAGGGAGGCGAGGGCGCUCGCGCAGGAAAGGGCGGCCCUGCUGGACACGCCGGCCGCGGUGCGCCACCCGAGCGUGCAUGACAUCCUCAAGAACAAGUGGGGCGCUGCAUCGCGAGACGCUGCACCGCCUGGUCAACCGGGGUCGAGCUCGCGCUCCAUCCCACCUGGAGAAGCUGCACCCAAAGCACCGGGCCCUGCCGGGGCGACCGCGACAGUGACAACCACUGCGGGUAAGGGCAAGGGUAAGUUGGAGGAUGGAGAGGUGCCGGCCGCUGUGGGUUCGCUUGCAGCGGGGCGUGAGGAGCAGUCCGCGGCGGCUGCUGCGGCGGAGGGAAGGCAGACCGCUCUCGCACCCGCUCAUCCCGCGAUUACCGCGGGUCAUCUGCACAGCGCGCUGGCAUCUGCAGGUCCGAGCGCUGCCGCGGGAGAGGCCAAGACGGAAAAACGCGGGCGAGGCAAGAAGUUGCCCCCUCCACCCGUGUACACCAUCGACAAGGACGAUGCGGACGAGGAGCUCGAGAAUCUCGCGAGCCGGUGGGUCGGGGAGGAGGGCGACGGAGGAGAGCAGGGUGUGGUGGACGCGGUCGAACUUUUUAGCGGCGGGGAGAGCGCGGACGAGCAGGACGCAGACACCGUGGUCGUGCCCAGUGGGCCAACGGGGGGACAGGGUGACACAGUCAGCAAGCGCAAAGGCUGUGGUAUCCGCCAUCCUCCUAGGGGCGGUCCUGGCUUGGUUUCUGAACCGCAUCUGGGGGGGAAGAAGCGGUGGCUUGGACAAGGCGAGCGCGACGACCUGCAGUACAAAACCGCGAUCGCGAUGAUGCCGUACGACCUGAAGGUGGAUCCCGGGCUGCACCUCAGCUCUAAGCAGAUGCGGGAGUGGGCCGCGGACCUGUCCGCUGCCGAGGGGCUACACACAAGCCUCCUCAUCACCAUGCAUCACCGCAACCUCGUGGCCAGCAGGGAAAGGUGGACCCGCAUGUUCAAGCACUACCGCGAGCUGACCCAGCCCGGAUCGACCACCACCAACGAGAUUGCAUGGGCCGCGGUGGUGGGCACGGAGGCUGCAGCAGAAGAGACGGAGCUCUACCGCGAUGUGGAUCCGAGGGAUUACGCGGGAGCGAUCGCGUGCGCGAUCGCAAUGGUGUGGGAGGUGACGUGCGGUUCGGCGGUCUCGACCGCGUCGGAUUCUGGCAAUUUGGCCGCGCGAGCGGUUAACUGCCAGAGGGAUCGAUGCCGUCUGUUCCCCGUUGUAACCGCGUACGUCAUCAGGGCUGUGCGGCGGCGCAAUUCUCGCGAGAAGCAAGCUGGUGACGAGGAGCCGAAGGUAGUCGCGGAUCCGAGGGUGGUCGCGGACGCGAUUGCAUCUGAAGUCGUGAACGACGUCGUCGCCAAGUCUCGCGACCUCAGGCACAUUGAGAUGGCUGCUCGCGAAACGGUGGACGUUAUCAUCACCUGGUGCGACUGCUCGGUUGCGGGGAAGGUCAUGGAGUCCAUUGGGCUUUACCUUGCCCUGCCCAAGGAUCGACUAAAGAAGCGGACUUGA
Closterium sp. Yama58-4 is the source of this 2640-nucleotide messenger RNA. The record is from the annotation of a GenBank genome assembly. Lineage: Eukaryota; Viridiplantae; Streptophyta; Zygnematophyceae; Desmidiales; Closteriaceae.